This is a messenger RNA of Camelina sativa (false flax), 1047 nucleotides long. Its product is annotated as putative pectate lyase 4. The record is from RefSeq and is a predicted model, not a curated record. Gene Ontology annotation, molecular function: pectate lyase activity. NCBI's taxonomy places the organism in Eukaryota, Viridiplantae, Streptophyta, Magnoliopsida, Brassicales, Brassicaceae.
AUGGCGUUGGUUCAACUCUUGAUCGUUUUGUUUGUCGCAAAUGUAUUGGAGGCCACGAAACUUAAUGUGAUGGACAAAUGUUGGCGACCAAACCCACAUUGGCGUAGAACACGUAAUCAGCUUGCCCGGUGUUCAGUCGGAUUUGCCGGAAAAAUGACAGGAAAUAUCGGUAAAGGAGUCACACAAUACAAAGUAACCGACCCUUCUGAUGAUCCUCUGAACCCAAAACCUGGAACCCUAAGAUACGGAGCAACACUCGUUAAAGGUAAAAAAUGGAUCACAUUCAAGAGAAGCAUGAAGAUCAAGCUUCAUAAACCGCUUCUAAUCAGCAGCUUCACGACACUCGAUGGCCGAGGUGCUAGUGUUCACCUCUCGGGUCCGGCUUGUCUCAUAGUCUACAAAGCAACAGAUGUGAUCAUUCAUGGACUUAAGAUCCAUGAUUGUAAAGCUCAUCCACCAAGCUCAGUGAUGGGACCAGACUCAAAGAUCAUUCAACUUGGAAAAGUUGACGGCGACGCGAUUAGGCUGGUCACGGCUAAGAAAGUAUGGAUCGACCACAACACGCUCUAUGAUUGUGAAGACGGUCUUCUAGACGUCACACGAGGGACUACUGAUGUCACAGUGUCGAACAAUUGGUUUAGGAACCAAGACAAGGUCAUGCUUCUUGGACAUGAGGAUGGCUAUGUAAGAGACAAAGACAUGAAAGUCACUGUUGUGUUUAACCACUUUGGUCCUAAUUGCAACCAGAGAAUGCCAAGAAUUAGAUAUGGAUAUGCUCAUGUUGCUAAUAACUAUUACCAAGGAUGGACUCAAUAUGCAAUUGGAGGAAGCAUGAGCCCUCGUGUGAAGAGUGAGUCAAACUACUUCGUCGCGCCAAAAUCUGGACGCAAAGAGGUGUUGGAAAAGCACGGCCUAAUUACGGCCCAGAUCAAAGGUUCACAGUCGCAAACGCUAAAACCGUUAAAGAACUCACAAGUUCAGCUGGAGCCUUACAGUGCACCAGGAACUCCAUCUGUUAGAACAACAACGCUUAACAUGACUUUUUAG